AUGCAGACCCCACAGCGUGUCCAGACGGUGCUGCUCACUUUCGUCACGCUGUUCAUGGCCCUCCGUGUCUUUACGCGGUUGGGCCUUAUGAAGGCGCUUGCGCUUGAUGAUUACUUGAGUAUUGUCGCCUAUGUCGUGUAUCUCGCCCGCGCGAUUACCCUCUACGUCGGCCUACGCAGCGCGAGCCGACUCUCAAAUGCGUAUAGAGUCGUUAUAGCCAACUGGCUCAUGAUCCUCCUCUACGCGAUAGGAACGUGGCUAAUUAAACUCUCCUUCUCCGUGACCCUCUACCGAAUCGUGCGCAGCCGUGUACUCACAGUGACAAUCAUCGUCCUCGCACUCGCGACAACAAUUAUCACAAUCUUUGAAUUUUUCUGGACACUCUUCUUAUGCAACCCCAUUGAAAAGCUGUGGAAGGGCCCUGCUGUCGACGGGAGCUGUCAUUCGGGGACAACGUGGGGGAUUUCUCUGCUUGUUCAUGGGGGUGUUCUGCUGGUUGUUGAUCUUGCGUUGGGGAUUGUUGUUCCCGUUGCUGUGUUGCGCAAGCUGCAGAUGCGCACGCUGUUGAGAGUCUCCGUGGGCGUUACUAUUGCUGUCGGGUCGCUAGCAAGCCUCGCCACAAUCGCCCGAAUAUUCUACACCCACCGCCUCUUCGACAACCCCGCGGGCUCCUCCGAACCCCUCAACAUCUGGAUGGACGUCGAGAUCGCCGUGAACAUCAUCUGCACCGCCGCAAUCACGCUCAAGCCCCUCCUCCGAAAGACAGGCAUCCUCACGGCGUCGCUGCCGUCCGGGUACGGGACGCACCACUCGAUCCCGAUGCAUUUGGGGCGCGGGGGUACGGCUACCGGUCCAGGGGGUGCUGGGCGGGGUGGUGGUGGGGGGAUGCGGAUCCAGGUGGAGGAGGAGAUUGCGAUUUGGUCCGAGGCGCAGGCGGAGGGGGUUGUUGUUUUUGAGGAGAGGGAGGGGGGGAGCGGGUAUGGGAAGUUUUACGUGUAG
This is a messenger RNA of Aspergillus calidoustus, 999 nucleotides long. The record is from the annotation of a GenBank genome assembly. NCBI's taxonomy places the organism in Eukaryota, Fungi, Ascomycota, Eurotiomycetes, Eurotiales, Aspergillaceae.